Messenger RNA from Carassius gibelio (silver crucian carp), 573 nucleotides. Its product is annotated as FAU ubiquitin-like and ribosomal protein S30. NCBI's taxonomy places the organism in Eukaryota, Metazoa, Chordata, Actinopteri, Cypriniformes, Cyprinidae. The record is from RefSeq and is a predicted model, not a curated record. Gene Ontology annotation, biological process: translation. Gene Ontology annotation, cellular component: ribosome; cytosolic small ribosomal subunit. The transcript is spliced from 5 exons. The coding region runs from base 93 to 494 and encodes 133 amino acids. Gene Ontology annotation, molecular function: structural constituent of ribosome; protein binding.
UGCAGGGCGCGUCCCAGAGUUCUUUGCUCCGCGCAUGCGCGCUGUCCUUUUCUCGUCCAGUAGCGGAUCGACUAGCAUCAUCUAAUCUCAUCAUGCAGCUGUUCCUGCGCGCACAGACUCUGCACACGCUCCAUGUGUCCGGUGAAGAGAGUGUCCGUGACGUGAAGGCUCGUGUCCAGGCUCUGGAGGGCGUGUCUGUGGACGAGCAGGUUCUUCUUCUGGCUGGAGCUCCUCUGGAGGACGAUGUGUCUCUUCUGGACUGUGGUGUGUCCGAGCUCUGCACUCUCGAGCUGACCGUCAGACUCCUGGGAGGUAAAGUCCACGGAUCUCUGGCUCGUGCCGGUAAAGUAAGAGGACAGACUCCCAAAGUGGACAAACAGGAGAAGAAGAAGAAGAAGACGGGCCGAGCCAAGCGUCGCAUCCAGUACAACCGCCGCUUCGUCAACGUGGUGCCCACCUUCGGCAAGAAGAAGGGUCCCAACGCUAACUCCUAAACCCUGACGAGAACCAGAGAGUUUCACAGCUCCACGCGCUUUCUUUCAGUUUGAGGAAAUAAAAAAUGUAAUAAAUCCA